GAGUGCUAGUGUUGUUCCUAUGUUCUAACCGAAGUCGUAUAUGUUAUACUGUCCGUCUUUAUUAACUUAUUCAUUGUUUAUACAGCGAAUGAAAAGUUAAGAAGGAUGUCUCGGCCGAAAACAGGACCUCAAGAUUUACCUCCUGAGGGAGGAUAUGCUCCUUUCCACAUCAAUCGAAUCAAGCUACGUACUUUUCUAACAGGUCGUAUGGGCGUGGGGUUAUUUAUUGUUACCAAUGUUGUCACAUUUCCACUAUACUAUAAAAAUUGGGUAAGCGAGCGAAGAAAAAUGCUCGAAACGAAAAGUCGAGAACUAGCAACAGUGCCGAUGUUGUUAGCAGAAAAAGAUAGAGCGAUAUUAAAACAUCUGAAACGAAUGAGAGAAUUAGAAGCUGAUGUAAUGAAGGAUUUCCCACAUUGGGAAGUAGGCACAUUUUUUGGACAGCCGAUAUACGAAAGUUUGCCGGAAGAUACAUAUGUUGAACCACUUUUCGGCGAAUGUUACACAUAUGCGGAUCCUUACGAUGUACCAAUAACCCAAUACUCACAUCUGAUGGCGUAAACUUUACAUUAUGAGGUUGAUAUGUAAGAUAGUAUGUUGUAUUAUAUGAAAUAUAAUUAAUAAAUGCACAUAUUACAAAUA
Molecule: messenger RNA, 642 nt
Organism: Bombus pyrosoma
Lineage: Eukaryota; Metazoa; Arthropoda; Insecta; Hymenoptera; Apidae
Gene: ND-B16.6
Product: NADH dehydrogenase [ubiquinone] 1 alpha subcomplex subunit 13
Exons: 3
Coding region: 106-561 (151 amino acids)
Source: RefSeq, a predicted model, not a curated record